Molecule: messenger RNA, 1020 nt
Organism: Necator americanus (New World hookworm)
Lineage: Eukaryota; Metazoa; Nematoda; Chromadorea; Rhabditida; Ancylostomatidae
Exons: 9
Coding region: 1-1020 (339 amino acids)
Molecular function (GO): carbonate dehydratase activity; zinc ion binding
Source: RefSeq, a predicted model, not a curated record
AUGGCGUUUCUUAGCCAACUAUCAGGUCAUCUGCAAACGUUAAAAGAAAAAACGGCGACGAUGGCCGAAGGUGCUCCGGCAAUUGGUGCACAUUUACAAUCUUUGAAGGAUAGUGCACCAAAACUUGUCGAGAGUGCUUUGAACGCUAAAAAUGGACUUCUUAACAGAGUGAAACUCGAUUCACUCGGUAAAGUGCUGCACGUGUCUGGUUUGGGCCGUUACCAGUCACCAAUCGAUAUUGUGCCAGUUAUAACGGCUUUCGGAGAGCAUCUACAGAAUGCGGAAUUUAGAGCCGAAUACCACAACACAGGCGAUUUUCGUGCGACAAACACCGGCAACGCUGUAUGGUUGCUGCGUGAAGGUAACGAAUCUGAGUUGGCGAUGUCGUUCCUUCCAGAAGAACAAUACCAUCUGGAUGCGAUCACAUGGCAUUGGGGUACGGAACCAAUGAACGGUUCGGAACACACGAUAGGAGGUGUUGGCUAUGCUGGUGAACUUCAUCUUAUUCAUCGUAAUACUCGCUUUCCCACUAUGGAUUUGGCAUUAAAACAACCAAAUGGAGCUUUGACUAUUGCAAUUUUCUUGAACGAGUCGCACGACGAAAAUACUGCAAUUACUCCGUUCAUAGAAUUGUUGCCGAAUAUCACUUACAAAGGCAAUGAGGUCCGUAUUGGUCAUUUCAAUAUCGCAGGACUUUUCCCAUCGCAAGAAAAGACCAAGGAAUUCUGGAUGUACGAAGGAUCAGAGACUGUGGAACCAUACCGUGAGACCGUGCACUGGCUGGUGUUCCGUUCGGCAUUGCCAAUCAGCUCAGUUCAGCUGGACCGUUUGCGUGAAAUUCGUGCUGGCGGCUACGACGAGGAACGUGAGACACCAAUGCUGCCAAUACGGGCGCCACAGGCGCCGAACUCACGUACUGUGACGAUAUCAAAUACCAUCAACGGCGUGGACGUGAUGGUGUUCUAUGGAAACAUCGAAACAUCCAUACAAAAACAAUGUGCAAACUAUUCAAUAAAGUGA